Messenger RNA from Phalacrocorax carbo (great cormorant), 7411 nucleotides. NCBI's taxonomy places the organism in Eukaryota, Metazoa, Chordata, Aves, Suliformes, Phalacrocoracidae. The record is from RefSeq and is a predicted model, not a curated record.
CAAACAGGGUUUAGUUACACCAAGGCAGGCAAGCUCAAGCAGGCAGAGGGGUUUGAGGUUUGCAACCUGAACUUCUCCUCAUCGUGGUCCCUGGAGUCCAGCAGUGAGAAGGAAGUGACAGGGUGCAGAGCAGAGUUGAACAUCAAGAGCCAGACUGUGUCUCCAGCACUUCCACGAGGUGGGAAGAUGGGGCAGCGAAGUGGGAAGCGGUGCCCAAACCGCAGUCAUGGGCACCUCAGCAAAUUUGUGAGCCGUAGCAUGGAGACAGUUGUGGUGUCUGGAGAUGAAAGACACCAUCCCACUUGCUCUUUCAAAAGCAGAAGCCUGGAACGUUCACUUAUGUUUAAAGAGCCUCCUGAAGUCCUGACACCAAGGAAGCUUCGGGUCUCCUCUACACACCUGCCUCUCAAAGGGAUCCUGAAGCAGACCAACAUGACAGGCCCACAACCUGAGAGCUUGCGCAAGUCCCGCUCAGUAGAGACGCUUUCCCGUGACCGUGGCUCACGCAAGUACAGUGAUCCUCAGGUCUGCCUCAGCCGUAGGGAGAAGCGCUCACUGGAGCACAGCAGCAGCAGUGCUGCUGGCUCUGUCAGGCACAGGGAGAAGAUCACAGAGGAAAAACUGCAGUUCUCCAGAUUUCUGGAUGAGAUUACCCAGCGGGUGCUCAGUCCCAUCCGCUUGCGCUCACUGGGAGAGACCAGGGGAGCAGAACAAGACCAGAACUCUCCCCUUUUCUCCAGAAGCUCCAUGCCAGAAGGCCAAGGGGAAGGUCACCUGCAAGGGGUCAAAACCAAGCGUGAAACUAAAAGAUCCCCCUGCACAAGCAGAAGAAAAUCAGAAAUUAAAUGUGAGGGCCUGGGAACAUCUUCGUGCCAGAGAAAGUAUGCUGAGGAGGCUGAAAGAGCUUCCAGACUAAGAGAGAAACCCAUCCUUGGGAGGAAGGACAGUAAGGAAAAACUUAGGGUAGUAGAUCUGUGUCAAUAUGAGCUGCAGCAGCUGGCAGACCUGGGGCUGGCAGGGACAUCCUGUGGGCAGCAGCACUCACUGUCUUCAUGGAAAAGCAGUGCAGAGGGCAGAAGGGAUGAAAGCCGUCCCUGUUCACGGCUAUUACAGCCACACCAUCUGUAUGCUAAACUUGGGCAGAAGCGUGCAGUGGAGCCGAACUACCCAGAGAAAGGAUCCUUCUCCACUCCAACACGCUGGAGUCGGGAGGAGGGGCCUACCCCAUCUAGAUCCUCCCCUUCCUUCAGCCUGGCACUGAACAAGGUAGGUGCCAGGGCCACUGGCUCACAGACAGGGGUCUUACAGAGGCCAGAGCCCCCACCUGGAUCUCAACUAGUCUGUAAUUCCAGUGGGGAGAGUGAGAGCAGGCCCUCAGACCUCAUGUUGUGGGUGCUUAAUUGCCAGAAGCUGCGCUCUUGUGGGUGGCACUCGUGGCUGUGCUCCAGGUUGGGUAUAUCUUCCUGGGAGGAACCAGCUUACCUUUGGCCCCCAGGAGUUAGGAAGGCAGGAGCUGGUGCUGUCCUCCCCAUGCAGACUUCCAAGGUGUUUGCAAGUUGGAGGCUUUCUGGGCUGCAGAACAGCAGGCGAUUGCAGGAGGCAGGCAGCUUUGUUGUCAGGAGGUGUUGGGAUGCUCCUGGUGCUUUGUGUGCUGUGUCUGACUGUCUUGGGGUACUGGAUCUUUGUAUGAUGUCUAUUUCAGGUCUUUGUAAACCUUCUCUUCUCCAGCCUCCUUUGGGGCCAUCACCUCAUUUUAAUAGGAAUCACAUUAUCUGCUUUGCCUGGUCACUAGCAUCUGCUAGUGUGUGUAUUUGUGGGGGUAGGGGAUGCAGUUGUUAGAUAAUUCUGCAUUAAUUAACUGAUUGCCAUGUGGGGUCAGGAUGUAAGAAAAGAAUGGAUUGAUGCUUUGCCUUUAGGGACGGGAGGAUGUAUGCAGGUGGUAAGGACCAUUCUUUUAAAGUGUGACUUGAUGAAGGAAGCAGCCCUGUGAUGUCUUAGAGCCAGGACUGGGGUGGUUUGCCAUCUGUAAUAUUGCUAGCAACUUAACCUCAUCCACAAUUGUCUAUGGCAUUGCCUCUCAGCCCAGAGCUUGCUGUGACACUUAAUGGACAAUCUAAAGUGUGGCAGCACUUUGGCAUUGGGCAGUGCUGUUGGUACCAAGCACCAAAAAUAAUCCAUGUACAGCUUGGACACUGAAAAUGGUCACAGUCUUGGGCUUUCACAGAAGAGAGAGUUGCCUUUAGUGCUAAUUAAUUUCUCCCAGCCGUGCUGGCAGGCAGCAGCCAUUUCACAGGUUAACGUAGAGAGUGCAAAGGAAGUGAGAAUAGCUGAACUGUGUGCUCCUGUCACUGCGUUUUGUCUCCUUAUUCUGCAGGUCCCUGCUCCAGCUGUCUCUGGGGAUCUUGCCCAGAACAUUCAUUUCUUUCACAGGCUUUUCUGACCUUUGGUGUUUUUUCUGCUAUCCUGGAAAAGUUACAAUGGCUAGUUUCAGGUCUGCAGAAAGAAACCCUUUUCACAGCACAGUCUGGGUGGUGUAAAUAGUAGACACAUUUUUCAGUUCCCAAAUGAUUCUCUCUCAUUCUUUUUGUGGGGCUUCAAGGGUGUUGUGAUUGCUGUGGAGACAAUUUAAUCCUCAGUGUAUGCUGGCUUGUGAGAUUCCUGCUACCCACAAACACUGGAUGUGGAGGAAGCUGAAACACCAGCUAAGGUGACGAUGUUACGAGAGAUGCUGAGAUUGCACUGUGGGAGAGUAAAUUUACCUAACUUCUGUGGUGGUUUCUAGCCUAGCUCUUCUACUACCCUGAACGAGAACACACAGUCUGUCUUGGUAUCAGACAGCUGAGUGGUGUGUACAGAUCCUAACAGCUCUAAGCUUGCCCAGCAUGACCUGUCAGAGCAGGUGAGGAAGAGUCACAGGAACCCCUGACGGAUGCAGAAAGGAUGAAGGUACUGCAGCAUGAGAAUGAGGAGCUGCGCCGACGGCUGACAUAUGUGACUAACAAAAUGGAGGCGAUGGAGAGGGAGCUGGAGUCAGGUCAGGACUACCUGGAGAUGGAGCUGGGCCAGAACCGUGAGGAGCUGGAGAAAUUCAAGGACAAAUUCCGUAGGUUGCAGAACAGCUACACUGCUUCCCAGAGAACCAACCAAGACCUGGAGGAGAAGCUGCAUGCCCUAAUUAAAAAGGCAGAGAUGGACCGCAAGACGCUGGACUGGGAGAUUGUAGAGCUCACUAAUAAAUUGCUUGAUGCCAAAACCACCAUCAAUAAGCUGGAGGAGCUCAAUGAACGCUAUCGACAGGACUGUAACCUUGCAGUACAGCUGCUCAAGUGUAACAAGUCCCACUUCAGGAACCACAAGUUUGCUGAUCUUCCCUAUGAGCUGCAGGACAUGGUCAAUAAGCAUUUGCACAGCACUCAGGAGUCCGCAGGCCCUGGUCAAGAAGCAACCCACACCUUGGCUCCAUCUGAUGUUGUGCCCACCUCAGUCAUUGCCAGAGUCUUGGAGAAACCAGAAUCUCUGGUUCUGAAUUCAGCCAAGUCCAGCAGUGGCAGCUGUCCCCUGGCUGAGGAUGUCUUUGUGCAUGUGGACAUGAGUGGAGCCCCUCCUGAUGCCUGCAACAGCGCAGGGCAGGUAGCGAAGGAGGGAGGAGAUGCAGGGAAACAGCAGAAUGGUGGCUGCAAGCCACAAAGCAGUGUGGAAAGCAUGCCAGAGGAGGUGCCUGCCUUUGAGAAGCUAAGCCCAUACCCUACACCCUCACCUCCCCAUCCGAUGUUCCCUGGGCGCAAAGUGAUUGAGUUCUCUGAGGACAAGGUAAGGAUCCCAAAGAACAGCCCCCUGCCCAACUGUACAUAUGCUACACGCCAGGCCAUCUCCCUCAGCCUGGUACAGAGUGAAGAUGAGAGCUGUGACAGGCACCGGACACUCCCUAACAGCCCUGCUUCAGAAGGGCGCCGUUCAGCCUCCAGCUGUUCCUGUCAGCAGUCCCCCAAAGCAGCCAGGGCUCAUGGCUCUUCCCAGAGCAGCCCCUUCAGCAGCCCCCCCCAAAUCCCGAGCGCCUUUGCCAGCUCUGCCAGCUCUGAGGAGGACCUGCUGGCCAACUGGCAGCGUAUGUUUGUGGACAAGGCGCCCCCCACUUCAGAGCGGGUCCUGAUGAACCGCACAGCCUUCAGCCGUGACACAGCCCCUGAGCUCCAGAAGAGGUUCAGCUGCUCCAUGCAGGAGCUGGGUAGAGCAGCCUUGGCUUACUCGGAUGGUGAGGAGUCUGCACAGAGCUGCAGCUGGACUGUGAGCCGGGACUCAAGCGUGGACACAGACAGCACUGAGUCCAGAGCCCGCAGAAGCCAUUUCUCCUCAGACUAUGGUACAGAUUUCUCCCAGGAUGAAGCCCAGAAGCUAUUGCAGGAAAGCGGUGGAGGCACUGCUGAGCCAGGAAGCCCCUCACUAGAGAAACACAAGGACUAUGUGGACCUUGGCUUGCCUGAGAGCCCAGCUGAGGAAAGAGAAAUGUUGCUCCAGGGAAGCAAGGAGAGCAGCCAAGGAGGUGCCCAAGAGGAAAAUGGAGAAGGCAGGAUUAAGCCUCCCUUCAGUCGGCCACACCGCAGCCCCAAGAGGAUGGGGGUCCACCACUUACAUCGCAAGGACAGUCUGACGCAAGCCCAGGAGCAGGGGAACCUUCUCAGCUGAGGCAGGGCAAGAAGCAGCCGCAUGCUGCAGAGCUGUGGGAUGCCUCUAUCUGUCCACCUUCUGAGGGAGAAACCUCCCUUAGUACCCUCCUCCUGGGGGGGGUCUGCUCUGAAAUUUUAUAUUUAUUCUCUUCUUUUGCUACCUGGAAGAGCUGGGGUCCCCCUUUUUCCUGACACCUCAGACCCACAGCACUAGCACACACAGUGUGCAGAAGCACACCCACUGCCCUGGCACACUCGCAGAUCUCUUCACAGCCUCACACUGGUGCCUGUACCGGAGCUUAUUCUUGGUACCCCUUGUCCUUGUGCCUGUGCCUCUUUACACUUGCAUCUUCCUUCCCCCUUCCCACUCAGGUAGGUACCUGAGGCCCUGGGUGCUCUCAUGCUGGUUGCCCGCAGCUGCUCUGCUCUCUUUUAACUUGUGCCAACAGAGUAGAGUGCCUGCGUGGUGGUGUCUGAUUCCUGGGAGCCCGCAGGGGCCAUGAGUGGGGCACGAAGACUCUCCCAGCGGGUGGCUGUGGGCCCCUGGGGAUGUGCUGGGAUUGCUGGGGUCUCAUUUUCCUGCUGGGUUUUGUUUUCCCUGGCUGCCCUCUGGGUGGUUCUCCAGUAUCUGCCUCAGCAGGUCCCCGUUGCUGGCUCCUGCGUCGGGCUCAGCACCUGGCCCCUGCUGAGGCAACGCAGGGAUGCUGGUGCCGUGGUGUGGGGUACGGGUGCCGCCUGCUAAGGUGGUUCAGGGAGGCACUACCUGCUAGGUGCUGGGGUUUGUGUUUUGUGUGUCUCCUCCCUCACACCUCUUCCCCUGCUCUCUGUGCUGUUGUUUUGUUUGAAUGGUGCUGAUGCCUUGCUCUUGGGUGGGCUUCUUUCUUCUUUCCAAGCCUUUGGUUUUGGGGUGUAUUUUUUUUUUCUUUCUCCCCACCCUGCAUAAACAGACACAGCCGUUGGCAGCCAGUCCAAUGCCUGCAUGAGGGUGUGUUGAGGAGGCUCAGCUCCGAGCUGCACUUCCCUCUGAUCUGGCCUCCAGCCUGCAGAAACCCCUCCAGACUCGACAACAAGGUCUCCCCCUGGGCAAGCGAGGCAUGAAGGAUGCUACCGGGCUUUUCUGGGCAGGGCUCGGUGUAGGGCCAGCAGGGAUGCAAGGUCAGUGUGCUGAGGAGAUGCUCCCUGUAGAUGCACUACCUCACGGCUUGGCAGCAGCCCUUUGCCAGGGUCUACUCGCACACCCCCUUCUCAGGGGGGCUCCAGGCUGGCUCUGGUGCCUCUUUGGGGCCUCCCCUUCUGGGCAGGGCCUCUCUGUGUGUUUUUCCUAGUGUAGUGUGAUACUGCGUGACUUUUCUUCUCAGUCUUGUGUGAUCGGUGUCUUCUUGGGGGGAGGGAAGGGGAGAGGUUUGUAGAUGUAGGUAUUUUCUGAGGGCUUACAAAGCCCAGGCAUCCUGUUUUAAUUUUGUCCUGUGCCCUCGUCCGUCUAGUGUUUCUUGACUCCCCCAGGGGUGCGAGGCAGAGAAUAGCCUGGUUUCCUGUGCUGUGCCCCCCUUGAACCCUGCUGACUGUCCUCAACCUGCUGUCUGGUUUUUGAGUUGGGUCUGUGUUGUUGUCCCACCCUCUCCUUCACUGAGCUGGAUCUGGAACUGGAGGAGAGCAGCCUUCUGUCUGGGAGGGAGCUCCUGUUCAUAUGCUUACAGCAAGAUGUGCAGCCAAGAGCUGCCUGGGGGCCCUGCUCCCCUCCCCAAACCCCUGCCUCUGCAAAGGGCCUGCAGCUUGCAGCUGGGGCCAACCAGGGCUUCAGCUGGAGCCUUGGAGGCUCCAGGGCCUGUGAAACGGAGCUGCAGGCCUCUCUGGUGGCUGUGUAGGUUGUUUUGUGUACCCUGGCUAGAGCUACUGCCUACACACUCGCCUUGUUUCCCACCUCAACAGCUGUGGAGCUAGAUGCCACCCUCUGGCAGGAGGUGGGAUUCAGUAUUUCACUACAGUAUUUUGCUUGAUACCUGUGCAAACAGGCUGGUGCUGAGGGUGGCAGCCUCCUCUAGGCCUGCAGGGUGCUAAUGUUCCCUGUCCUGAAUGUGGUUUUGGGGUCCUUCUGUUUGCUCUCAUCAGCCACCCCACUGCUGCAUUUCUUCUGGCUGCUGAGGGCUUACUCCUGCAGUAGCUGCCGGCUCCUGCCUCACAGACUUCUUCUGGGGUUGGAUGCUUACUGAGUGAGCUCCCUCUGACUCUAAAGGCUACUGGUGGCCUCCCUGUGGGACAGCACAGCCACUUGGGCAGUGGGGGAGGCAUUGCCCCUCAGGGCUGAGCCCCAUCUCCCCUGAAUCCUGCCAUGCUGGUUGGGACAAAACCUACUCUUGCUGAAGCAGCUGGUGCUUAUGGUGCUGGGCAGAGCCAGCCUCCCUCUGCUUUUGGUCAAGGUAGACUUCAAAGCAAAACAGUGCAGAAAUGGAGGGGUGGCAAAGGAGUGCCUAACACCUCACCAGACACUUAUUUGCAGCUUUAGGCUGCCAGCAGAGGUUGAGGGGGAGCAGUGGCCUCAAGAGGAGCAGAGCUCUCUCCUGGCAGGCACGGUGCCUGCCCUCUGGGCUUCUGCUCACCUCCAGCAGAAAUGGCUCUGGGGACUUGAACUGACCCCACUUUCAGUGUCCCAACUCCAGACUGUUAAUCUGUAACUAAUGUGGGGUUUUUUUCUGAAAUUUUCAAACUGAUGUAUAUUUUAAGACCAGAAAUAAACUAUUUUAAAAGUA